GUUUCACACGGCACUUCCGGUAGUGAACGCUGGCGCUGGACCUGCAGACGGAAUUCGCCCUCUGACAUGUGCAUUGAUCCCAUUUCCUCAAAGACACCAAAAUCUGCGUAUUUUUAGUUUGAGCUACAGAAGAAUGUUUAUUUUCAAUGGGUGUGAGCCGGCUUGAUGUUCUUUAUAGAAGGCUUCUUCUAACCAAACUUUUCAUUCAAGGAUGGGGGAAGCCAGAGGAUCUGAAAAGAAUAUUCGAGUUUCGGAAAAUCAUAGGCAACAGGGAGAGGUGCAAGAAUCUGGUACCAGUGGACUAUCCGAUAUUAAUUGACAAAGUAGAGGAUCACACAGAUUGCAAAAUUCACAAUGGUCAUUUCAUAUCACCGUUGGAGCACUUUGUACCAGGCAUCUUGCCAACAGAGUCCAUCAAAGCCCGAUUCCAAUUCAUUGUACCCAAGAAAUGGAAGAGACACAGACCAGUCUGUAUUCAUUUGGCUGGAACAGGAGACCACUUUUUCUGGCGAAGACGAACCCUGAUGGCUAGACCAAUGGUGAAAGAAUCAGGCAUGGCGUCGCUUCUGUUGGAAAAUCCUUAUUAUGGAUACAGGAAACCUAAAGACCAACUUCGCUCCAGUCUGAAUAAUGUAUCAGACCUUUUUGUGAUGGGUGGAGCCCUUAUCCUAGAGUCUGCAGUCCUGCUACACUGGUUGGAGAGAGAGGGAUUCUGGCCUCUAGGCAUGACUGGCAUUUCUAUGGGAGGACAUAUGGCAUCAUUAGCUGUAACUAACUGGCCCAAACCGAUUCCGCUGAUACCUUGUUUAUCCUGGACUACUGCCUCAAGUGUUUUUACUACAGGUGUUUUAAGUAGAGCUGUAAACUGGAGGGAACUUGAAAAACAGUAUGCUGCACAUACAGCAUAUGAGGAGGAAAUCAUCAAUAUGCUGGAGUAUUGUGGGACAGAUUCUUUCCGGAUGGGCCAGGAAUUCGUGAAAAAUGCCCCAGGUAGCUUUGACAGACUCACAGACCUGUAUCUCACCGAUGACCUCCUUAACCUCCAUUCACCAGAGAAGGACCAGAUGGGGCUGCACACAUCAGCCUCGUGUUCUCAGCCUGGAGGUGGAGGUCACACCUCAGACUCAGCCUUGCUGAUGGGGCGGAGAGAGAGAGAUGGACUGGAUCAGAUGCUGUCUGCUGUGAGCAGCAGUGGGGCUCAUUUGGACAUGCUACAUGCAAAGAACAUCACCUACGGGUCAGGCCAGCAGCAGUCUCUGCAGCAGGAGUCCCACUACUUCAUGAAGGGAGUUAUGGAUGAAUGCACACACAUUGCCAAUUUUUCAGUGCCUGUAGAUCCCAGUCUGAUCAUAAUAGUCCAGGCAAAGGAAGAUGCAUAUAUUCCCCGCACUGGAGUUCGCAGCUUACAGGAGAUCUGGCCUGGCUGUGAGGUUCGCUACCUCAAUGGAGGCCACAUCAGCGCUUACCUCUUCAAACAAGGACUGUUUCGGCAAGCAAUUUAUGACGCCUAUGACCGGUUUCUUCAGAAGUAUUCCAACUUCUAGCCAUGGAUUUUUUGGUACUCUGUACAGACAAGAAUCGUGGCAUUUAGAAAGUAUGAUGUGGAAAACAAUGAAUGUGAUGGCCUUGAUAUAACAAAGGACUUUGUAACUGCAAUGAACAACCUUGUGCUACAUAAGGGAGGCUGUGUGCAGCAUUUGCACAAUACAAAACAACAGUCUACUUGUGUGCAACCCAUACAAAACCUUGUCUUCCUGACCCUGUUGCCUUUGAUCUUGUAUAUCAUGACUGAAACAUACUUAACAAGGAAGGGACAAAGAUGUGUCUCCAAACUCAUAAUUAAUUCAUUUAGUCAUCAUGGUGUCUUUUAACCUCUUAAAGGGGCAGGAAAAAUGUGUUUUGAAUUGUGGAGUAAAUGAGUGAAGUGUGCUGUCAGUAGCUCUGCUAAUCAUGCUUUUGAUUACUUGAAACUUCAGGUUCAAUCCAAAGGACAUGAAAAUGAUUAUAAGAUAAUUGUAUUUCCCCAACAGCUCUCAGACAAUCACAAUCCAUAUAUAUAUACUAUAUCUAUGUAAUAUAUAUACACACAUACACACACACAGUUGUGUUCAAAUAGAUAGCAGUGCGUGAAUAAAUUGCAAAUAUUUUUAAUAGCUUUUAUUUCCAUAUUUCAAAUGUAGUGGAAGCAUUACACAUUCAAUUCCAAAUCAAAACAUUAACAAUUCUUAUCAAGUCUGUGUUAUUCUUUUACAGGACGCAAAGAAAAGGAAUAUUAAUCUGUUCAAACAAAUUAGCAGUGUCGACAUUUUUCUCUUCAAACACAAUAUUUAGUUGGAUAACCAUUGUCUUUGAUAACUGCUGCACAUCUGCGUUGCAUCGAGUCAACCAACUUCUGGCACUUAAAAACAGGUAUUUCAGCCCAGGAUGAAUGUCACAGUUUUGGGGUUUUGCUUCAGAAACUGCAUUUUUAAUGUCACUCCACAAGUUUUCAAUGGGGUUGAGGUCAGGGGAUUGAGCUGGCCACUCCAUUACCUCAAUCCUUUUUUUCUGUAACCAAGAUGUUUCUUGCUUACUCGUGUAUUUGAGGUAGUUGUCUUAUUGAAAUACCCAUUUCAGGGGCAUUUUCUUUUCGGCAUAGGGCAACAUAAUCUCUUCACAUAUUUUGAUGUAUUCAAACUGAUCCAUGAUCCCUGCUAUACGAUAAAUAGUCCCAUCACCGUAGUAUGAAAAACUUCCCCAUACCAUGAUUUUUGCGCCACCAUGCUUCACUGUCUUCAGUGUACUGUGGCCUGAAUUCAGUACCCGGGGGUUGCCUGAUGUACUGUCGAUGACCACUAGACCCAAAAAGAAAAAUUUUACUCAUCAGUCUACAGAAUGUUACGCUAUUUCCCUUUGGGCCAAUCGAUGUAUUCCUUGGCAAAUUUGAACCAAUUCUGCAUAUGCCGUUUUUUCAACAAUGGUGCUUUUCGGGGGGCUUCUUGCUGAUAGCUUGGCUUCGAUCAAAUGUCUUCUGACUGUAACAGUACUUACAGGUAAUUUUAGAUCAUCUUUGAUCUUUCUGGAGGUGAUGAUUGGCUGAUUCUUUGCCAUUCUGACUAUUCUUCGAUCCGUUUUAACAGUAAUUGCUUGUUUUUUUGUUGCCAUUUUAAAGCAUUUGAGAUCAUUUUAGCUGAGCAUCCUAUAAUUUGCUGCAUUUCUUUAUACGUUUUUCCCUCUCCAAUGAACUUUUGAAUCAAAUUACGUUGUUCCUUCAAACAAUGUUUGGAAUGCCCCAUUUUACUUAGCAAUUCAUAAGGAAAUAUAUUUGAUUGUGUGAAACAAUUGCUUCCCUUUCUUAAUGACACCUAAUUCUUUAAUUAAACUCCACACUUCUAUUAUUUGAACACACCCUUUCAAUGAAUGAGUCAAAUACUCAGAACAAGCAGCAUGCAUGUCAUGAAUGUUGGGUCUGUUGUUUUUCUAUUACACUAAUAGAUCUACAAGUAAAUUAUUUGCAAUGCAGAAAUAUCACUACUACUAAUAACAGUGGUUCAUCUUUUUAACACAACUGUGUAUGUGUGUAUACAUAUAUAUACAUACAUAAACCACCUGCCAAAUAUUGUGUAGGUCCCCCUCGUGCUGCCAAAACAGCUCCAACCCGCAUCUCAGAUCAGCAUUCUGAGAUGAUAUUCUUCUCACCACAAUUGUACAGAGCAGUUAUCUGAGUUACUGUAGACUUUGUAAGUUCAAUCCAGUCUGGCCAUUCUCUGCUGACCUCUCUCAUAAAGGCCUUUCCGUCCACAGAACUGUCGCUCACUGGAUGUUUUUUUUUUCUUUUUUGCACCAUUCUGAAUAAGUUCUAGAAACUGUUGUGUGGAAAAUCCCAGGAGAUCAGCAGUUACAGAAAAUACUCAAACCAGCCCAUCUGGCACCAACAAUAUAUACAUAUUGUAAUCUAUAAAAUGGAAAGAAAAAAAUUAUAUUUAUUUAUAUAUAUAUAU
Messenger RNA from Xyrauchen texanus (razorback sucker), 3980 nucleotides. RefSeq names its product protein ABHD18-like. NCBI's taxonomy places the organism in Eukaryota, Metazoa, Chordata, Actinopteri, Cypriniformes, Catostomidae. Bases 147 to 1544 code for a protein of 465 amino acids. The transcript has 13 exons. The record is from RefSeq and is a predicted model, not a curated record.